AUCUAUCUGCUUCUUCAUGGGCCGGAUACAAACAUCGGCCUGGGUAAAGUUGGUGUUCAUCUGGUUUACUCAUCUCAUCCAGGAAGCAUACACUUUCCUGCCAUCGACAAGACUAAUCCUCCCACCAAACAUCCCAUGCUUCAUUAAACGACCACACAAUUGGCACAAUGGAGUCUGAUCGCAAGGAACGGUUCCAUCGCGGAUUCCAGCACACCGUUGCCAGCCUCAGGGAGCAGAUCGGCCAGCUUCCUACCUACGCCACGGUUGGCGGUGAGAGGCAGGAUGCAGUCGACCACGUCCUGAGCGCCAUCUCGAACCUCUCGAACCAGGUCGCUGAUGCCGCUGACUUCCUGCCUGCUUAUGACCAGCGCACUUAUUCCGACGUCGUCAAGGAACUUAGGGAGCAGCUCAAGGAAACGAUGGCCACUUUCACGCCCAAGGCCCGCUUCCAGUUCAAGAAGCGUGCGUCAGAUGCCCCCGCCACGUCCGCAGCCAAGCCUGAUGCCCGAAAGCUGAAUCCGGUUGCCAACAUCAUCGCCAGCAUCGGUGACGAUGACGCAGCCUCCCUCGCCAAGCCGGCGGAUCAUAAGGACAUCGCCGGCCCUCUUCUCACGUCGGGUGACAAUGAGCCUACCGCGAGGCCCACCAGUGUCAAGAGAAACGACGACGACAUCACUAUCGCCGACCGCCGUCGCGCGCACAUCAAGCUCCCCGCUUCAGUCGUGGUCUCGCGCUCCAGCCCAGCCGUUGGUACGCUGACCAACCUCGAGCGCUGCGUCGUUGACAUGUCCGUCGCCACCACGACCGGCGCGCCCUUCGCGAGCCUGAUGCUUAAGGACGUCACGGGCAGCGCGAUUGCGGCGGGCCACGUUGAUGGGCCCGUGCACGUCUCGGGCGUCAGGGACAGCGUGGUAAUGGUUGCCGCGCGGCAGGUGCGGAUCCACGACUGCAAGGACGUGGUGUUUUAUCUGCACUGUGUCAGCAGGCCUAUCAUUGAGGACUCGAUGAGUGUGCGGUUCGCCGAGGCUCCUAGCGCUUACCUGAGUGACAAGGAAAAAGGGGAGCGGAACCUCUGGGAUCAGGUCGAUGACUUCAACUGGCUGAAGCGCACUCCCUCGCCGAACUGGAGCAUGCUUCCCGAGUCGGACGUCAUCCCCGAUGAUGUGUGGAAGCAAGCGCUUGCUGGUGGUCUUGGGGUCGAUAUUGAUGUGACCCUCCAGAGCCUGGGAAUCAGGAAGGAGGCUUGAGCCGAAAACCUGGGCUGCGGUCGAAGGAAAGCUCGGCAGGUCACGGAGUCACCGCAAAGAGCAAGUGUAUUGUACUUACAGCCCCAGGCGUUAUGGCUCGAUAUGGCUCGGCAAAUAACAGGACGAUGAAUUCCCAACGGAGGUUUUGCAACGAUCAUUUCUCAAUGCGUGCUGACCCCUAGCCAGCCAUAUCGUCGUGA
This is a messenger RNA of Chaetomium strumarium, 1447 nucleotides long. RefSeq names its product tubulin binding cofactor C-domain-containing protein. Gene Ontology annotation, molecular function: tubulin binding. The coding region runs from base 168 to 1247 and encodes 359 amino acids. NCBI's taxonomy places the organism in Eukaryota, Fungi, Ascomycota, Sordariomycetes, Sordariales, Chaetomiaceae. The record is from RefSeq and is a predicted model, not a curated record. Gene Ontology annotation, biological process: tubulin complex assembly; post-chaperonin tubulin folding pathway. Gene Ontology annotation, cellular component: cytoplasm. The transcript has 4 exons.